CUCUCUUAGCUUUGCGCACAGCGCGACGGAAGUAAAGGGGGAGUUGAGUCUCGUUGUAGAAUAUCCUUGGUUUGAAUGAUCUCGAGUCGGCCAUUUAACGUGAGGCGUCUGCGACUGUGGAGUGAAAUCCUGUUAUGUGACCGAGUCAUUCGACUCAUCCAUCUGGAGUUAUUAAUAUUAGUAUUUAUUUAAGUGGUGUUGCACACCAGUUUGCUCGGUGUGGACGAUAACAAAAAACUGCUACUAAACAGAGUCCCGUGUGAUGCCAUGGACAGUGUGGAGAUGGAAUCUGUCCCAAUUAAAGAGGAGCUCUUUGAACUUGAACUUGUUCCCUUUAGUGUGGAGUUCUUUGGGCUGGCUUGUCCCCCCAUUAAACAGGAGCUCUGUGAGGUGCAAUGUGACAGCAGUCAGCAAGAUGUCUCUGAGAUUAAAGCUGAGCACAAUGAAUUGGACAUCCCCCAGACAGAAGAACUGCUUUCUGUUAAACAAGAAGAGGUGCUGGAAAUUAAACAGGAGCCCCUGACAGUAGAGUUUGACCACAUGGAAGCCGGGAAGGAAGAAUCCGAGGACUUCAAACCAAACAUCCCUGAGCUGGAGCCUGUACACCUGCGGAAGUGUAGCGUGGUGCUGGAGAGAAUCUGCAUGAGAGAGCGAGGUACUGGAGAGGAAGGCUCUCCCAACGCCAUGCAAGGUGCUGGAAAGGAAGACGGGUGGUCAUAUUCAGAAUGCAGUCUAGCACGUUCCAGUCCAGCAGCUAAAGUGAGGCCGGGCGGUGGAGAAUAUCCUGACUGUGGGAAAGGUUUCGCCCAGUUAGGGCAUUUUAAAAAACACCAGCAAAUUCCCACAGGAGAAAAACCGUAUCUCUGCCCUGACUGUGGGAAGCGUUUCAGUCAAUCGGGAAACCUGAAAUCACACCAGCGAAUUCACACGGGAGAGAAACCGUAUCGCUGCUCUGACUGUGGGAAGCGUUUCAGUCAUUCAGGAGCCCUGAAAACACACCAGCGAAUUCACACAGGAGAGAAACCAUAUCGCUGCAUUAAUUGUGGGAAGAUUUUCAGUAGGAUACACUCCCUGAAAACACACCAACGAAUUCACACAGGCGAGAAACCGUAUCGCUGCUCUGACUGUGGGAAGAGUUUCAGUCAGUUAGCACACCUUGAUUCACACCAGCGAAUUCACACAGGAGAGAAACCGUAUCGCUGCUCUGACUGUGGGAAGAGUUUCAGUCAUUCAGGAGGCCUGAAAGCACACAUGAGAAUUCACACAGGACAGAAACCGUAUUGCUGCAUGGACUGUGGGAAGAGUUUCCGUGUUAAACACAGCCUUAAAACACACCAGAGGAUUCACACAGGAGAGAAACCGUAUCACUGCGCUGACUGUGGGAUGAGUUGCAGUCGUUCAGAACACCUGAAAACACACCAGCGAAUUCACACAGGAAAGAAACCGUAUUGCUGCUCUGACUGUGAGAAAAGUUUCAGUCAACUGGGAAAUCUGAAAGCUCACCAGCGAAUUCACACAGGAGAGAAACCGUAUCACUGCUCUGACUGUGGUAAGAGUUUCAGACGUUCAGAAAACCUGAAAACACACCAGAGAAUUCACACAGGAAAGAAACCAUAUUGCUGCUCUGACUGUGGGAAGAGUUUCAGACAGUCAGGAGACCUUGAAAGACACCAACGAAUUCACACAGGAAAGAAACCGUAUCUCUGCUCUGACUGUGGGAAGAGUUUCAGAGAUUCAGGAGACUUGAAAAAACACCAACGAAUUCACACAGGAGAGAAACCGUAUUCCUGCUCUGACUGUGGGAAGAGUUUCAAGCAGUCAGGAGAGCUGAAAACGCACCAGCGAAUUCACACAGGCGAGAAACCGUAUCGCUGCUCUGACUGUGGGAAGAGUUUCAGUCAGUCACACAGCCUUGUUUCACACAAGCGAAUUCACACAGGAGAGAAACUGUAUUGCUGCUCUGACUGUGGGAAGAGUUUCAGAGAUUCAGGAGACCUGAAAAAACACCAACGAAUUCACUCAGUAGAGAAACCGUAUUCCUGCUCUGACUGUGGGAAGAGUUUCAGAGAUUCGGGAAACCUGAAAAAACAUCGGCGAAUUCACUCAGUAGAGAAACCGUAUUCCUGCUCUGACUGUGGGAAGAGUUUCAGAGAUUCGGGAAACCUGAAAAAACACCAACAAAUUCAUUACUACACAGAUGCCAUGGACAGUGUGAAGAUGGAAUCUGUCCCAAUUAAAGAGGAGUUCCCUGAACAUGAACCUGUCCCCUUUAGUGUGGCUUUCUCUGGGAUGGCUUCCCUCCCCAUUAAACAGGAGCUCAGUGAGAUGCAAUGUGACAGCAGUCAGCCAGAGGUCUCUGAGAUUAAAGCUGAGCAUGAUGACUUGGAGAUCCCCCAGACAGAAGAACUGCUUCCUAUUAAAGAAGAAGAAGGGCUGCUAGAAAUUGUCCAUAUUAAACAGGAACCCCUGAAAGAAGAGUUUGACGACAUGGAACCAGGGAAGGAAGAAUACGAGAACUUCAAACCAAACAUCCCUGAGCUGGAGCCUGUACUCCUGCGGGAGGGUAGCGUGGUGCUGGAGAGAAUCUGCAUGAGAGAGCAAGACGCUGGAGAGGAAGACUCUCCUAACAGCACGCAAGGAGGUGGAAAGGAAGACAGGCGGUCAUAUUCAGAAUGCAGUCUAGCAGGUUCCAGUCCAGUCACUAAAGCGAGGGCGGGCGGUGGAGAAUAUCCUGACUGUGGGAAAGAUUUCACCCAGUUAGGGCAUUUUAAAAAACACCAGCGAAUUCACACAGGAGAGAAACUGUAUUGCUGCUCUGACUGUGGGAAGCGUUUCAGUCACUCAGGUAUCCUGAAAGCACACAAGCGAAUUCACACAGGAGAGAAACCUUAUCCUUGCUCUGACUGUGGGAAGAGUUUCAGACGGUUAGGUGACAUGAAAACACACCAGCAUAUUCACACUGGAGAGAAACUGUAUCGCUGCUCUGACUGUGGGAAGAGUUACAGUCGUUCAGAACACCUGAAAAAACACCAGCGCAUUCACACAGGAGAGAAACCGUAUCGCUGCUCUGACUGUGGGAAGAGUUUCAGUCAAUCAGGAAACCUGAAAACACACCAGCGAAUUCACACAGGACAGAAACCGUAUUGUUGCUCUGACUGUGGGAAGAGCUUCAGUCAAUCGGGACCCCUGAAAUCUCACCAGGCAAUUCACACAGGAGAGAAAACGUAUCACUGCUCUGACUGUGGGAAGAGUUUCAGACGUUUAGAUAACCUAAAAACGCACCAGAAAAUUCACACAGGAGAGAAACCGUAUUGCUGCUCUGACUGUGGGAAGAGUUUCAGGGAAUCGGGAAAUCUGAAAGCACACCAGCGAAUUCACAGAGGAGAAAAACCAUAUUGCUGCUCUGACUGUGGAAAGAGUUUCAGAUAUUCAGGAUACCUGAAAAUACACCAGCGAAUUCACACAGGAGAGAAACCGUAUCUCUGCUCUGACUGUGGAAAGAGUUUCAGACAUUCAGGAGACCUGAAAAUACACCAGCGAAUUCACACAGGAGAGAAACCGUAUCACUGUUCUGACUGUGGGAAGAGUUUCAGACAUUCAGGAGAUCUGAAAAUACACCAGCGAAUUCACAGAGGAGAGAAACCUUAAAGCACAUGUUCAGUGGGACUUUUCACUCACUCAUUAUUUAAUGCAUUCUUGCAUUAUGAGUGCCUGUGUAAUAAUAAUUUUUCUAUGUCACUUGAGAAAGUGGGCGGUGAUGCGGACACGUCUCUAGUUUAACCUUUCCGCUCCGGUGAACAGUCGACCUGUUUGAGGUCUGACUGACAUAACGUGACUUUCGGCUUGUGAUUCAGGACAAAUAUCCACUGAAAAUAUACCCUAUUCUAACUUUCUAAACAGCUGAGAAUCUGAAGAUUAUUAAGAGAAUAACGUUUUCACUCUAUGGUGAAUAUACCCUACGAUUACCUCAUUUAAAUGUAAAAAAAAAAGUUUUAAAAUGUACUCAAAUUUAAUUUUUCUUUAGAGAUGUCUCCAUAAGUGUCAUUUAGUGAUUUCCUACCAAAAAAUGUAAAAGUGGCAGGGGUAGACUCAACUCUCAGGAACUAGGAUCAGAACAAAUUGUAUAAAUACCAGACUUGUAGUCUAGGGUUACCAUAUGGCUCCAGAUUAACGGGACGCUUUGAGACAGACCGGGAUUUCAAAAUUCCCCCUAAACUGAAAGUAAUCCACGUAUAAAUGAGCUCCACCUUUGCUGAGAUUAAUCCUGCUGUGGUGGAAUUGCUUGGGCACAGCAAACAAGUCACACUGAUCAGCUGCUUCUGAUCAGAUCUUAAUGAACGAAUAGCUAAUCUAUCGAUAGAGCAACAAGAUGAUGAUGCUUUGAUUGUAUUUGCAGGAUAAUAUGGGCGAUUGAAUUUUAACAAACAGAAAAAAAUAGCGACUGGCUGCAAAUCAUUCUUAGUGUAAUACAAUUAUUUGACGCUGUCACAAAGACGGCCGGAGUGGGUGGUGUCAGACCAGAUCCAGGAAAUAAAACGACGGAGACUUGGGGUUUUGGUGAAGCUGAGCGCGUGAUCGCGCUCAGCAUUUAAUAAUUAAUUGACAGAACAGAAAAUAAAAGGUUUGAACACAAAACAGGACACGGCACUUGCGCCAAAAUAAAGACAAACAAAACGCACUAACAUUUAACAAAUGGUGAACGGACAGACAAACAAACGCGGUGAGUACAAACACUUAUAUUUACGCUUUUACUUAUUUUAACUCCUCUCUCUCUCCCGUUCUCCACUCUCGAACAUUAUUAAUUGUAGCUAAGGAUGGUUCAUUUACACAUUUAUUUAUUUAAAUUUUGAAAUCCUGUUCUGUCUCACAGCAUCUGGUUAAUCUGGAGUCACAUGGUAACCCUAUGUAGUAGAGUCCUUAAUCUUCGAGUCCGGGUCCCGAUUGUCGAGUAUGAGUCCUUGAAACACUCAAAUCAUUUGAUUUCUUUUUUCCAGCUAGAUUAUUCUAUUUGCAUGCCUUUUUCAACUUGUCUGUCACUAUCGUCUUUUAGAAUUUGAAUACUGUUUGAAUGUACCUGAAGCUUAUAGUUAAGCUUUAACACUUUCAGGACCAAACAUUUUUCAGUGGGAUGCUACCCCAGGACCAGGUGCUUUUUGGCUGUUGUUGACUCUCUUAUAAAAAUUUACUAAAUUUUACAGUAGCAUCUUGCAAAUGGUGUCCUUGUUUUCCGAACACUCUGGGGAACAUUUAAAGUACUUCAGAAACCAUAUAAACUUUUUGCUUUUUUUUCUUAUAUUUUUUAAAAGUAAUUUUUAUUAUGUAUUCUGCUUAGAGGUACGUUUAUAAAAAUGUGUUAUUCUGUGACCUGAGGGACCUUACAAUACUUCCUGAAAGUUUUGUUGAAAAAUAUUGAUGUUUGGGCAGAUUACAAGACAUUGUUUCACCUGAGUGAUUGCAAUGACAUAAUACACAUUUAUUCACAGGGUGUUUAUAAACAAUAAUGGACUCUACUCUUGAUUGUUUUCUCAAAAUAAAUAUUUACACAGCCCGGCUUCACCCCGUUAAACAGAUGGGAUGAACGGCAUUGUUGAUGUGCCAAUGUCACGUGAGAGGGGGAAGUGAAACACACAUUACCCAGAAGAAGGAAAGUGCAAUUCAUUAAGAAGAGACUGGGGGUUCAGCGAGCAAGCAAACACUGUUAACCGUCCGCACAUGGUAUUUCCCCUUUGUGUAUGUUCAUAAAGGAACAAAAACAUGAAGUUCACACAAUACAGAUUUCUAGGUUGAGACUGCACAGCGUAUUGUUAAUGUGUUUUCCCCACAUCCAUAAUAAAUAAUUUUCAUUUUGGUAAAUUAAGUGGUAUUAAGUUAUUCUGUCGUUCUUUUUUUUAAAUCAAUCUCUCCUU
Acipenser ruthenus (sterlet) is the source of this 5906-nucleotide messenger RNA. Its product is annotated as zinc finger protein 665-like. The record is from RefSeq and is a predicted model, not a curated record. The transcript is spliced from 5 exons. The coding region runs from base 268 to 3648 and encodes 1126 amino acids. Lineage: Eukaryota; Metazoa; Chordata; Actinopteri; Acipenseriformes; Acipenseridae. Gene Ontology annotation, biological process: regulation of transcription by RNA polymerase II. Gene Ontology annotation, molecular function: RNA polymerase II cis-regulatory region sequence-specific DNA binding; DNA-binding transcription factor activity.